AUGCUGACACAGUUUGUGAUGAUUUGUUACCGGAAACGUUCUGCAGCCACCGUCACAUGAUCUCGCAUAUUUAAGGAGGGGUUACAGGAGUGCUGCGUCACCAUUAUUUUGGCCAAUCGGCGGGCUCCGUGUAUCAGAGUGCGCGCUGACGUCGGCACUACGUUUACAGGUCAGGGGUUGUCAGACAAUGGCGGCGGGCAUAGACACCUGCCGGCGGAGCUGAUGUAGAUCGGUGUAACCGCUCCUGCUCCGACUGUUUUGCCCACAUUAGACACGACUUCACCGGGAAGAAGCAGCGGUGUUGAUGGCGCUGCUAUACGGCUUGUUAUGGCGGCUCCUGCUGGCUUUGGUCCGCGUUAAGAGAGCGGUGGUCUCUUGGCUCCGGGUCCGUCUCCGGAGCUGGAGGGGCCGGGUGUGGGAGCGGGCAGUGGCCCUGCUGCUGCUGCCGGUCGCCGUGUCGGGGUUCCCGGACUACCAGAAGAAGUUAAAUCCCCCCAUGGACGCUGAUGAGAACCCGUUGAAGCGCAAUGACGGUCGCCGCUCACGGUGGCUGUCUGACGGGAAGUCUCUGGAGAAGCUGCCGGUCCACAUCAGCCUGUUGGUGGCGGAGGAGGAUCCAAGUUAUACGGACAUAGCGAACCUGAUGGUGUGGUGUAUGGCCCUUGGGGUGUCCUAUGUCAGUGUGUACGACCACUACGGUAUGUUUCAGAAGAACAGCUCCCGUCUCCAGGAGGAGAUACUGAGACAACAGCAGAACCUGUUUGGUCCAGACGGGUCCAAAUACAACGUAGAGUUACUGAGCAACGGCAGAGAGGAUCAGCAGCACUACAUUGUGUCCAGCAGGUCUACAGUGAAGGUGCUGUCCCCAGAGGACGGGAAGCAGAGCAUUGUCCAGGCAGCCAGAAAGCUCUGCCACUCUGUGGAGAGCAAGCAGAGGAGCUCCAGAGACAUCAGUGUGUCCAUGCUGGACAUCCUCCUCAGAGAGUCAAAGAAUAUUCCAGACCCAGAGCUGGUGGUGAAGUUCGGUCCGGUCAACAGCACCUUGGGUUUCCUGCCGUGGCACAUCAGACUCACGGAGUUUAUCACCCUACCGUCCCACAGAGACGUCUCCUACGAGGACCUGCUGAGUGCCCUGCAGCGAUACAGCGCCUGUCAGCAGCGCCUCGGACAGUGACGUCCAGCUCGGGUCACCAGCCUCGGGGGAAAGACAGGCGGCAUUCAGUCCGGAGAGCCUGGACAGAUGUUGUCUCACUGUGUCCCUCAGAGCUACCCCUCCCCAACUCUGUCUCCUGGACAACACUUGGACAGCUCAGAGACGUAGGAAUGAUGGCGGCUCAGUGCCCGCAGCCACAAUGCAGUACUUGUGGAACCCAGAAAAAAACAGUUGAGAGGAACGUCUGUCUUUUUGUUCACUCUCAGCAGAACAAAGAAGCAAUGUGUCCGUCCUCAUGAGACGUCCUGGGAACAGACGACGAGUGUAGCUUCGGGACGAGUUUUAAUGAUGUGUAAAUAUGUGAUGUUUGUCCCUGUUUCCUCCAGCUGCCACUCGUGUUCUUGUGGUGUUUCAUUUUUCCGUUUACUGCUAGGUGUGAAAUAAAGACAUGCACCGUUUCC
This is a messenger RNA of Melanotaenia boesemani (Boeseman's rainbowfish), 1614 nucleotides long. It is a transcript of the gene nus1, whose product is annotated as NUS1 dehydrodolichyl diphosphate synthase subunit. The transcript has 5 exons. Gene Ontology annotation, cellular component: dehydrodolichyl diphosphate synthase complex; endoplasmic reticulum membrane. Gene Ontology annotation, molecular function: ditrans,polycis-polyprenyl diphosphate synthase [(2E,6E)-farnesyl diphosphate specific] activity. The coding region runs from base 305 to 1174 and encodes 289 amino acids. NCBI's taxonomy places the organism in Eukaryota, Metazoa, Chordata, Actinopteri, Atheriniformes, Melanotaeniidae. The record is from RefSeq and is a predicted model, not a curated record.